Messenger RNA from Gymnogyps californianus (California condor), 7933 nucleotides. RefSeq names its product von Willebrand factor A domain containing 8 (gene VWA8). The transcript has 45 exons. NCBI's taxonomy places the organism in Eukaryota, Metazoa, Chordata, Aves, Accipitriformes, Cathartidae. Gene Ontology annotation, molecular function: ATP binding; ATP hydrolysis activity. Bases 1 to 5715 code for a protein of 1904 amino acids. The record is from RefSeq and is a predicted model, not a curated record. Gene Ontology annotation, cellular component: cytoplasm.
AUGCAGUCGCGGGUGCUGUGCCUGGGCGGCGGGGCCGGGGGCCCCGCUGCGCGCAGGGUCCGCCUGCUCCUGCGGCAGGUGCUGGGCGGCGGCGCGGCCGCGGCGCGGUCCGGCCGUCUGGAGGUCAGGGCGCUGCACGGCUCAGGUGAUACUGUCACUAUUGGAGAUGUGUCUUUUAAACUCAAAACACCGAAGAACCCAGAACUUGUUCCACAGAACUACAUGACAGAUUCUUUGGCCCAGUCUGUAGUCUACCAUUUAAGAUGGAUAAUGCAGAAAGAUGUCCUUGGCCAAGAUGUCUUUCUUAUUGGUCCUCCUGGGCCUCUCCGGCGAUCUAUUGCCAUGCAAUAUCUGGAGCUAACAAAGCGGGAGGUUGAAUAUAUUGCACUAUCGAGGGACACCACAGAAACUGACCUCAAACAGCGACGAGAGAUCCGAGAUGGUAGUGCUUUUUAUCUUGAUCAGUGUGCAGUUCGUGCAGCUACUGAAGGCAGAAUCCUUGUGCUAGAAGGUUUGGAGAAGGCAGAGCGGAACGUCUUGCCCGUGUUAAACAAUUUGCUGGAGAAUAGGGAAAUGCAACUUGAAGAUGGUCGUUUUCUCAUGUCUGCAGAGCGUUACGACAAACUUCUGCAGGAUCAUACAAAAUCGGAGUUAGAUGCAUGGAAGAUUGUUCGGGUUAGUGAAGAUUUUCGAGUGAUAGCAUUGGGCCUGCCAGUACCUAAAUACUCUGGUAACCCUUUGGAUCCACCCCUUCGCUCUCGAUUUCAAGCUAGAGACGUUUAUCAUCUGCCCUUUAAGGACCAUCUUCAGCUAUUAUAUUCAAUUGGAUCAAACAUUUCCACAGAGAGAAUUUCUCAGCUCCUGUCUUUUGGUACAACUCUCUGCUCUCAAGAAUCUUCUACAUUGGGACUUCCAGAUUUUCCUUUGGACAGCUUAUCGGCUGCAGUUCAGAUUUUGGAUUCCUUUCCUAUGAUGUCAGUCCAGCGUGUUAUUGACCGGCUUUACCCCUAUAAUGUUUUCCUUGGAAAGGAAGGCAGGACUGCAGUCAAAGAUGCAUUAAAACGUUUUGAGCUUCAAGAUGCAGAAAACCAUUUGCUUCCCAGAAGGAUUACAAACGUAGAAAGUGUACAUGGAAACAAACCCUUCAGGGCUGAUGUAACUGUCCAGAUUGGUGAAAAAGAAGUGACAUUCCAGGUUCCAGCUGGGACUGGGCUGUUAAAAAAGCAUCCUCGAUCAGAUACUUUCGUAAGGACUUCCAGCCAUAAUCAACUGUUGGCAGAAAUGAUGCAAUCCCAUAUGGUUAAAGAUAUGUGUUUAAUUGGAGGAAAAGGCUGUGGCAAAACAGUUAUUGCUAAGGAGUUUGCUGAUAUACUGGGAUACAGCAUAGAACCUAUCAUGCUGUACCAGGAUAUGACGGCUAGAGAUUUGCUACAGCAAAGGUAUACUCUUCCUAAUGGAGACACUGCUUGGAGACCAUCGCCACUUGUUACUGCUGCCCUGGAAGGAAAGCUUGUUAUUCUUGAUGGCAUUCAUCGAAUUAACCCUGGCACUCUAGCUGUACUUCAAAGACUAAUACAUGACAGAGAACUGACUCUCUAUGAUGGCACCAGAUUGUUAAGGGAAGAUAGAUAUCAAAACUUAAAAGAAGAAUUGCAGAUCUCUGAUGAGAAACUACAGGAAAGGUCUAUCUUUCCUAUCCAUCCUUCUUUCAGAAUAGUGGUCUUAGCAGAACCUCCUGUCAUUGGAAGUAGUACCCAACAAUGGCUAGGUCCAGAGUUUCUGACGCUGUUUCUUUUUCAUAAUGUUCGAUCUUUAAGCAAGAGUGAAGAAGUUGAAGUUAUUAAAGAAAUGAUUCCAAAUGUACCCAGUGUUGCUGUGGAGCAGUUGUUGUCAUUAACACACAAGCUUCGGGAGACAAAUGAUGCCACGGCACAGUCACUGGCUUCAUCUUUAUCUACUCGACAACUAUUGCGAAUUUGUCGUCGACUGUCACAACAUCCAGAUGAAAGCCUUUACUAUGCUGUUAAUAAAGCCUGCCUUUCCAGGUUUUUACCAAACCUUGCCAGAUCAGCUUUACAUAAAAAUCUGCAGGAUUCUGGUAUUGAGACAAGUUCAGAUGACAUGAAACUAGAGGAAAAGGAUUACACAUGUGAAAUAAACAAUGGGAUUCUGAAGAUAGGGUCUGUGACGAUGCCAAUUUAUAACUCAACCGAGAAGAUGAAAGUGCCUGAUGUUUUGUUUUAUGAAAAUGCACAACACAUGAUGGUAAUGGAAGAUAUGCUAAAGGACUUUCUGCUAGGAGAACAUCUUCUUUUAGUUGGCAAUCAGGGUGUUGGGAAAAACAAGAUUGUUGACAGAUUCCUUCACCUUUUAAACAGACCCAGAGAGUAUUUACAGCUGCAUAGGGAUACCACUGUACAAAGCCUUACCCUACAACCUUCUGUUAAAGAUGGUCUUAUCAUAUAUGAAGAUUCACCACUGGUAAAAGCAGUGAAGUUCGGACAUAUUUUGGUGAUUGAUGAGGCAGACAAAGCACCAACAAAUGUUACCUGUGUCUUAAAAACUUUAGUAGAAAGUGGGGAAAUGGUUUUGUCAGAUGGAAGGCGAAUUGUUGCCAAUCAUGCUCAUGUAGAGAGGAGAGAAAAUGUAAUAGUUAUUCAUCCUGAUUUUAGAAUGAUAGUUCUAGCAAAUAGACCUGGAUUUCCUUUCUUGGGUAAUGACUUUUUUGGCACAUUAGGGGACAUUUUUAGUUGCCAUGCUGUUGAUAAUCCCAAACCACAGUCUGAACUGGCUAUGCUUAGACAAUACGGUCCUGAUGUUCCAGAGCCAAUUCUUCAGAAACUGGUGGCUGCUUUUGGAGAACUCAGGAGCUUAGCUGACCAAGGAAUUAUUAACUAUCCCUAUUCAACUAGAGAAGUUGUGAAUAUUGUAAAACAUUUACAGAAAUUUCCAACUGAAGGACUGGCAAAUGUUGUUCGAAAUGUAUUUGACUUUGACUCCUACAACAACGAAAUGCGUGAAAUUUUAAUCAGCACUUUGCACAAAUAUGGGAUACCUAUUGGAGCAAAACCGACCAAUGUACAGCUGGCCAAGGAACUGCCAUUACCAGAUCAUAAGUUUAUGGGCUACUGGAAAGUCAAUCAGCCAGGGAAUGCACAACAGAAACUGCUGUGUCCAACAGAAACUCAAAAAAUAGAUGUAAAGGGCCCUGUGUACUUAAAUAUUCAAGGAUUUCCACUGGAACGACAUGAAGCCAGGUCCCUCAGCUUCACAGAAGAACUCGCUUUUUGGACACUGCCUUUGGGUGAAGUUAACUUAGUUUGUGAUGUCACAGUAACAAAAGAAGAGGAAGCUGAAAAUGUUCUUUAUGUUACUACAUGCAAUCCUGUUUCGUUGUACUUCAUGAACGUUUCUAGUAAGAGUGGAUACUUUGUGGAUCUUUAUGACCUCUUCCCAAGAACAGUUGGAAGUGUGUGGCAACCUUUUGUGACUGUGGCACCGCUGGGAAAUCCACUCAAAGGUCAAGUGGUUCUACAUGAAGAGGAGAGCAAUGUUGUGUUGUUGCUGGAUACAAGCAGUGGUGCCCUUCGCCGACUUUUGCUCUUACCAGAUGCUCAAGUGUCUCCUAAGAGAACAUCUUGGUGGAGCAGCAAAGAAGAGACGAGCAACUACAAAAUGUGCCGAGAGUUUUCACACAAAAACUGGCUGGUGUUCUACAAAGAAGCAGGAAACCGCCUUAUUGUAUUGGAUGUAUUAGAGGGUCAAACUCAUACCAUCUUGCUUCCGAUCAAUCUGAAAUCUGUUUUCCUGGCAGCUGAAGACCGGUGGCUCUUGGUGGAAAAUGAAACAAAUCAGAAAUUUCUUUUAACCAAGCGUGCCCAUAUUGAAGCUGAAGACAGUGAGGUUUGCCAGCUGUAUGCAUUGACUGAAGAGCCAGCUGACAUGGGAUUUGGCUUAACAACGGCGUCAGAACUGUGUGUGCCGCAUGCAGUUUCAAGUGACCAGCUAUCUUCAGAAAACCUCACUGCAGCUGUGGGACAAAAGAUCAGCUCCCCCAACAGGAUUUUCUCAGAUGAACAUAAUUAUGCUACUAUUGUUAUUGGUUUCCCAGACCUCUUGUCUUCUAGUGAAGUGUAUAGCUGGAAAAGAAACUCCUCUCUCAGUCGCAAACGUGCUUCUCCUUCUGAUCCAUUUUAUUAUGGAGCCCGGAGGAAAACAGGAGCUGCAAAACAAACCAAUUGUGUAACUUUAUUGGCUUCUAAUCAAAUAGUCAGAAUUUUAGCGCCUGGAGAUGUGCCUUUGAAAGACAUUUACCCAAAAGAUGUCACUCCUCCACAAACUGCCGGAUACUUGGAAGUAACAGAUCUUAACUCAAAGAAAAUCAAAUACAUUGCUAUUCCUAGAUCACAGUCUCUCUCUCCAUAUACGUCUUGGCUCUCUAAGAUCUCGGAUGCCGAUGCCCUGUUGGCACCACUGGGCAAAGUAGGUUUGGUUACUGUGGACAUGGGAGGCAGUGUGAGGCUUUGGGAGACCGGGCUGGACAGCCUCCAGCGGUCACUGCAGGACUGGAGGAACAUGAUUGGCCAAGAAGAUAGUCGUCCUGUCCAGAUAACCAUUCAGAGGGACAGUGGUUUGGAUGUCAGUUCCCCCAAACAUGGAAAAGUGGAUCCAGACAACAUGCCGCAUGUUGGUGGAAAUACUUGGGCUGGUGGAACAGGUGGGAGAGACACUGCUGGGUUAGGUGGCAAAGGUGGGCCCUAUCGACUGGAUGCUGGCCACAGGGUUUACCAAAUAUCUCAAGCUGAAAAGGAUGCUGUUCCUGAGGAGGUUAAGAGAGCUGCUCGAGAGAUGGGUGAAAAGGCCUUUAAACAGAGACUGAAAGAGAUUCAGAUGAGUGAAUAUGAUGCAUCAACUUACGAAAGGUUCUCUGGAGCAGUCCGACGUCAAGUUCAGUCACUCCGCAUCAUCUUAGACAAUCUGCAGGCCAAGGGUAAGGAAAGACAAUGGCUGAGACACCAAGCUGUUGGAGAGCUAGAUGAUGCCAAAAUCAUUGAUGGGCUGACAGGAGAAAAAGCCAUAUAUAAACGACGGGGGGAACUUGAGCCACAACUUGGGAGCCCCCAGCAGAAACCUAAACGCUUGCGCCUGGUGGUGGAUGUUUCUGGUAGCAUGUACCGCUUUAACGGGGUGGACGGACGACUGGAACGCUCCAUGGAGGCUGUCUGCAUGGUCAUGGAAGCUUUUGAGAAUUAUGAGCACAAAUUCAAGUAUGAUAUUGUUGGACAUUCAGGAGACGGCUUCGACAUCACCUUGGUUGGGAGUGACAAAGUUCCCAAGAACAAUAAGCAAAGAUUAGAGAUUCUUAAGAUCAUGCAUGCCCAUGCUCAGUUCUGCAUGAGUGGAGACCAUACCUUGGAAGGGACAGAGCAUGCCAUUCGUGAAAUUGCCAAGGAAGAGGCUGAUGAGUAUUUUGUUAUCAUCUUGAGUGAUGCAAAUCUGGAGCGAUAUGGUAUUCAGCCAUCAAGGUUUGCCCAGGUCUUGACCACCAAUGCUCAAGUCAAUGCUUUUGCCAUAUUUAUAGGAUCCUUAGGAGACCAGGCAGAUAGGCUGCAGAGGACACUACCAGCAGGUCGGUCUUUUAUUGCCAUGGAUACCAAAGAGAUCCCCCAGAUUUUGCAGCAGAUCUUCACAUCUACCAUGUUGUCAAGUGCCUGAGCAUCACUGAUGUCACAGUGCGUGAAUUCAAAGAAGAAACUCACUCCUGCUGGAGAUCUAAACCCUAAAGCUGAGGAUAAUCACAGUUAUUAAUAAAAUACGUACUGUUCUCUAAUCAGCAAAGCGACCCAAAUCUGCAUGACAGCCAGGCUGUAAAAUUUCACCCAAAAUCUCUCAACCCACUUAGCGUGUUCAAAGAAUUGCAGCGGGGCAGAGGUAAAUCGCAGGGUGGUAACAGAGCGAGUGUUUUUCUGGAGGGACAAAUAAAUAAAGGACAGUUUGUGAUCACUCCUCUGCCUGCCUUGUUGCCAGCACUACGGUAUCAUCUCUCCCUGUUUUAUUAAGCACGGUUCACUGGGAUUUGAUAAUAUUAUGCAAGGCAGAGCCAGGCAAUCUGUUUCAGUGUUUUGUGUGCAUAUGUUUGAAUGGGUAGUUAGCUCCGUCUCUGAUUUAAACAGGACUGCUCUUGUCAGGCAGGAAACCCUUCCUUCCUCUGCUGUUGCUUUCUUGUCCGGACGGGCAUCGGGGCUUCACGGCUGGAUGCUGGGAACAAUGGAGCAGUUUGGAAACACUGACCGUCGCGUGUAAACAUUCAUUAUCUGAUCAGGCACGGUACUCAGAGUUGUCAGAUCUAGAGAAAGUGGCUGUUAAGAAGGAAAACAAAACAAAAAUAGAUUCGUGCAGUUCUGCCUCUGAAAAGUAAGGGGAAAGGGUCAAAACAGUCUUAAGAACCCAAGAGCCAGCGUUUCCAAGGAGGGAACUACUGCCACCUCUCCUUUGCAUGACCGAUGAUGCUGUCCCACUGCACUGUUGCCCAGAAUCCCUGGGAUGGCCUCAGUACGCGGAGGUGCCUUUUCAGUCGGGAGACAAAAUGUUACUAAUGCUUUGCUAGAGCUCCUUCAUGAUCUGUUUUGCUUGCGUCUUUUGAAGAUGAAACUGGAGGAGAGAUCUAGGCAUGAGAAAAUAAGUUCUUUCUUAUAAAGGAAGAGGAAAAAAAUCUAUUUUUAUUUUAGCAAGAUAUCUGUGUUGGGGUAUAUUUAAUAUCCAGGAUAGUUAUAAAGACUUAUUUUAUAAUUCAAUCGGCUGAUGUUUGGCUUGUCCCAUGAGGCGAUAAUUCCUCUUUAUCUACUAAGGAAUAGAUAUCUUGUAGUGCAUCAGGAACACUGGAAUACUUGAUGAAUUGAAUGUAUGGUUUAAUUAAGCGGGGGCAGGGGGUGUGCAUCAUCACUGAUACUCUGCUGAUAUUAAUUUGAGGGUAACUGAAUAGAAAAAAGUCAAGGGAGAGUACUUACAAAAAUCUGAAGGCGGAAUUGCAGUACCUCACCUUCUAAUAUUUCUCUUAAUCCCACAGUUGCCCAAACCACACUGUGAGCAGUAUAUUUGGAGGGGAGGAGGCAAAUUAAUUUGAUCUUGUUAAAUACAGCCGUUGGUGUUUUAAAGGGUCCAGUUUCUAGUGGUCAUUCUCUACUCUGCAGCAAAAAUCUUUACCAGAGCAUCAAAAAUGUCCCGUGUUUAGGAUGUGUUUCAAAGCCUGGCCAGCUUCGAAACUCUUCAUGGCAAGAGAGGACGGAAGACGUUUUUCAAAGGCUUGUUAGUAUUGUUAUGAUAACUAUAUAUGUGAAAACAGAGGUUGAAAAUACAAUUCCUGUUUGGAGAGAAAGGAAUUGGGAGGAGAAGGUUGAGAAGGUUAUCCCUGGCUGGGACAAAUGCAUGUACACGCACAUACACACAGACGCAGCUACUAAGCGGAAGUACGCCUCAAAAUAUAAAUAUCUUGGUCCUGUAAACAUAUGAUGAGAUGCUAAAUGCAAUAAAGAAUUGGCAUAUUAAUAAGUCUGUUAGUAAAUGUGUUUUUACAUGGAAAUUCCUUCAGCACCUCUGCUUUUAUUGCCAGCAGUCCUUCAAAAAGAAGCAUUUUAUUACAGUUAAUUAGCAAAUGUACUGUACACUUUCUAGAUUACUUGAGUGGAUAAACUUUCUCACCUCAGAUUUACAUGCAGUAUAAUACUGUUAUCUUUAUCAUAAAAAAGUAGUGUUAUUUAAGGGAAACUCUAAGGUAAAUCCAAUUUUAAACCUGUUGUUUGAUUAUCCCUGUAAAUUGUAUUUCAUGUCAUGCUAUUUAAAGUUACCUUUCUGUUGUGUUUGGUUUUAUUCUUUGUUUCAGGAGAUGUCUGUUGUGUUUCAGUUCAUGUUUUGUGGGCCCACAGGCUACGGCCAU